Messenger RNA from Calypte anna (Anna's hummingbird), 2732 nucleotides. It is a transcript of the gene TMEM175, whose product is annotated as transmembrane protein 175. Gene Ontology annotation, cellular component: lysosome; endosome. The transcript has 10 exons. Lineage: Eukaryota; Metazoa; Chordata; Aves; Apodiformes; Trochilidae. Gene Ontology annotation, molecular function: potassium ion leak channel activity; proton channel activity. The record is from RefSeq and is a predicted model, not a curated record. Bases 50 to 1585 code for a protein of 511 amino acids.
UUCCCGCCCCGCCCAUGGCCGCCGCCACGGCAGGCGGAGCGCUGGGGCCAUGUCGGCUCCGUGGGCAGCGGCGGUGGGGUCCGACGGGGUGGCGGAGGGGGAGCAGGUCCCGGUUCGCGGCCGGGUACCGGAGCUGGAACCGGAGCUGGGGAGCAGCAGCAGGCAGACGUCGCACCGGCUGCUGGCCUACAGCGAUGCCCUGCUCUCCAUCAUCGCCACCGUGAUGAUUCUGCCCGUGGCUCACACGAAAAUACAUCCAGAUCAGAAACUAGGUGAAAGUGUUCAGCAACUUCUUCUAGCAAAAAUUGGAGUCUAUUUGAUGACCUUCUUAAUAGUAACAGUGGCAUGGGCAGCUCAUGUAAGGUUGUUCCAGGUGAUAGAGCUUAUAGAUGAUGUCCUUGCUCUUCUAAAUCUGGCUUGUAUGAUGACCAUAACUUUCUUGCCAUACACAUUUUCCUUAAUGGCCUCCUUUCCAGCAGUUCCAUUUGGCAUUUUCUUGUUCAGCGUGUGUGCUAUUGUCAUCGGCCUUAUACAGGCUGUGAUAGUAGUGUAUGGAUUCUACCACCCACACUUACUGAAUCAGCAGAUACAGGAGUCUGAAGAUCAGAAUUUCUAUAAACACCAUAUCUUAAAGAUUAUCUUGAGAGGACCAAUUUUAUGCUUUUUAGCAGCCAUCUUUUCUUUUUUCUUAAUUCCUUUGUCUUACGUAUUCCUUGGGCUUGUAAUCGUUUUUCCACAUCUCACUCAAUUAAUUAAAUGGUGUAAAACCAAGAUUGUUGGUCAAAGACCUGAAGAGGAGGAACAGCAUCGCUUAGAAACCUUCACUUUUUAUCUCAGUGAGCCUCUGAGUAAGGAACGGGUAGAAGCAUUCAGUGAUGGAGUCUAUGCAAUUGUAGCAACCCUGCUCAUUUUGGAUAUAUGUGAAGACAAUGUCCCUGAUCCCAGAGAAGUUCAGGAGAAGUUCCAUGGCAGCCUUCUUGAAGCUUUGAAUGAAUAUGGGCCAAACUACCUUGCCUACUUUGGCUCAUUUGUAACAAUUGGUCUCCUGUGGUUUGUCCAUCACUCACUUUUCAUUUAUGUAACAAAAGCAACAAGAUUAAUGGGACUCCUUAACAUACUUUCACUGGCUUUCAUUGGUGGGCUUCCACUAGCUUACCAGCUGACCAGUGAAUUCGCAGAGAAGUCCCACAAUGAAAUAGAAGCCAUUCAGGUCAGCUGUGUUAUCACUUUCUUCGCCAGCAUAUUCCAGUUUGCAAUAUGGACUACAGCCCUCCUACAUGAAAGGGAAACGUUGCAUCCUUUUGCUAGGUAUGGUGGCAAGGAACAUGCUUUCAUGUUUGCCAAGCUGGCUCUCUAUCCCUGUGUAAGCCUUGGAGCUUUCUUUCUAACGUGCUUGUUAAGUGAAUUCAGCACAGCAAUUUUCCAUCUUAUGCAGAUUGUAAUCCCAUUUGCUUUUCUUGCCUUGCGGAUUUUUGUUAGAAUUUCCUUAACUGUCAUAAGGUCUGUGAUGUCUCUCUCCAGACGAAAGGUUGUAUUGUUAGAAGAAGAGGAGGCAUGUUUGUCUCCUACUGAAACAUUCUCCUAAAUUUACGUGCAGUGCAGUGAAGUUGUGAAAUUGAUUGCAGCUCUCCUAAUGCACAUUAUCUUCAUGUGUAGACUAUGUGGAUCUAAACCAAAGCCCAUGCUGGCUAACUGGGGAUAUUUGAGUUUUAGCUGUUCCUGCUUUAGACCCUUCCCCCAGAACCUGUAACUGAAAAAACUGGUAGGCUGGGGAUGUGAAGAAAAGCAUGUUCCCCUUAUUUUAGUUUCCCUUUUGGAAAAUGUGCUGCUUAACAUGUAACUGCAGUGAUGAUCAGUUAAGAAGCCUAUGAAGAGUUGCACAGAAAAAUGCCCUUUUUUUCUGACACAGGGCAGUCGUUCUGGCAGCCAAACACAGGUCUAGAAGCUGGUUGUGCUGCUCUAAGAUGGAGUGAGGUACAAAAGACAUGGACAUCUCUGGAUUUCUGGGUAGUGAAUGGUGGUGGAUAGCUUCCCUAAGCAGAGGCUAAGGGAUCCAACAGAUUUCCAAGGCUCAGGAAGGCAGCAAAAGAAACUAGCCCUGCAGAAGCUCCAGUUCAUGGCAUGUUAAAUAUUUUAAUGCUUUUAUGCAGUUCAAUAAGCUUCAUGCUUAUGAAAUGUCAUCCUGCAGAGAACUGCACAGGAGGGGUGGGGCAAAGUCACUGAGCCUCAGUCUGUCCUGGAAGCCUUCACAUUUCUUUUCAGCAGAGCCACUAGUUUGUAUCUUGAACUGUCUUAGUGCCUGAUAAAUUUAAUGCCACAUGUAAAGGCAUUUGAGGGAUUUUUUUCUUCUUAAAAGAAAAGAAAUAAAAAUACUGUGGCAAGAUAUGCCUCAGUAAUUGUGAGUGAAAACAAAUUCUGGCAUUGUGUUUCAUUGAGAUCAGUCUUGAAAGGACAUCUGCUUGUGGUGUGGAGCAGUUUGGUACCAACACCUCAUUAUUGGUACCUCAUUGGGUACUUCUGACACACGGGGUGCAGGUGCUCAAGGGGUUUUGUACGAGGUGAAAUGACCUGCAGAAGGAUUCUGCAUUGUGUUGUGUAUCAGGGGUUUCCUAGUAUUUAAUAAAAGCACUUUCAGUUUUUGGGGUGGUUUUUUUUUGUUUUAUUUUAUUAUUAUGUGCAGCAGGCACAUAAUAAGCAGUGAAUAUGUGUAUUUGUAAUAAAUUUCAGUCAGU